AUGCCAGACGUGGAGGAGGAUUGGCCGACGACUGGCAAGAUUGACUUCAACUGCGUGACUCCCAGCUAUAGAGCUCCUAGCGGGGAGGUACGACGAGCACUCAACAACGCAACAGUGAGCAUCCAGCAUGGCCAGAAAGUCAGCUUGAUUGGGCGCACAGGAAGUGGCAAGUCAUCAAUGAUGCUGACUCUCCUUCACCUGAUUGAGUUUUCCGGCAGCAUCAGCGUGGACAAUCGAGAGAUCAAGACAGUUCCCCGCCACAUCUUGCGUUCUCGAAUUACAACACUGACGCAAGAGGGUGUGGAACUCACGGGCACGGUGCGCUUCAACAUGUUUCCGUUUGACUCGCUUAUUAUGCCUGCAGAUGACCACAUUAUCGCUGCGCUCGAGGGAGUCGGCCUCUGGACACACAUUGAAAGACAUGGCGGGCUGGACGCGGACAUUGCAGAUGCGCGGCUUUCAUAUGGUCAAAAACAGUUGCUGUUUAUCGCCCGCGCUCUUCUGCAACGCGAAGUUAUGGACACCAAGAUUGUGCUUGUAGAUGAGGCGACCAGCUCUCUGGACGCGGAAAUGGACCAGCAGAUACAGGAGCUGAUGGACGAGUCAUUUGCAGAUACCAAAGACAUCACUCGCUCCCAAGCUCCCAAAAGAAGAAGCAGGGUCAUUACCAACAACACCCAGACACUGAUACCAGUCGUCAUACAUUCGAUGCUAUCCACCACCACGUGUACAAGAGCGCCCACAGCCUCCAGGCAGACUGCCCAGCUGGCCAAAGCGGCCAUCACGUCUGCCAAUGCCAGCUCAAGCCCGCAGCUGGCUGGCCUGCGCCUGCGCCUGGCCGCGACGCCCUACUGCUGCCACGGCUGCCGCUCCUUCUCGACGACACCAGUGUCGCGGCUCAGAGACUUUUUCCCCGCCAAGGACACGCAUCUGAUACAGACGACGCCGGCCGCCUGGCCGCACCCCGGCUACUCCUACGAGGAGAUGACGGCCGUCGUGCCCGCGCACCGCAAGCCGCGCACCUUCGGUGACUGGUUAGCGUGGAAGACAGUUCGCUUCGCACGCUACUGGAUGGACAAGGCGACAGGCAUGGACCGCCAACAGCAGGUCGAUAAGAGCCAUCCCACGACGGCCGUCGAGGCGGAGAAACCCUUGACGGAAGCCCAAUGGCUUAUUCGAUUCGUCUUUCUUGAGAGCAUUGCUGGUGUGCCCGGCAUGGUCGGCGGCAUGCUUCGGCAUCUUGGCAGUUUGCGUCGCAUGAAGCGCGAUAAUGGCUGGAUCGAGACCCUUCUCGAAGAAAGCUACAACGAGAGAAUGCAUCUCCUGACAUUUAUGAAGAUGUGCGAGCCUGGCUGGUUCAUGAAGCUCAUGAUUAUCGGUGCACAGGGUGUCUUUUUCAAUGGCAUGUUCCUCAUGUAUCUUGCGAACCCCAAGAUUGUGCAUCGCUUCGUUGGCUAUCUCGAAGAGGAGGCCGUGCACACAUACACGAGAUCGAUUAAAGAGAUUGAAGACGGCCACCUGCCACGUUGGGCAGAUCCCAAGUUUCGCAUUCCUGAUAUCGCCAUUCAGUACUGGAGAAUGCCAGAAGGUCAUCAAACCAUGAAGGAUCUUCUUUUGUACAUUCGCGCCGACGAAGCCGGCCACAGAGGAGUCAACCACACUUUUGGAAACCUGAAUCAAAAGGAAGACCCCAACCCCUUUGUUAGCAAGUUCAAAGACCACAAGGAAGCGCCGAAUCCCAGCUUGAAGCCGGCUGGGUUCGAACGUGACGAGGUUGUCUGA
This is a messenger RNA of Beauveria bassiana ARSEF 2860, 1782 nucleotides long. Its product is annotated as alternative oxidase. The record is from RefSeq and is a predicted model, not a curated record. Gene Ontology annotation, biological process: alternative respiration. The coding region runs from base 1 to 1782 and encodes 593 amino acids. Lineage: Eukaryota; Fungi; Ascomycota; Sordariomycetes; Hypocreales; Cordycipitaceae. The transcript has 4 exons. Gene Ontology annotation, cellular component: mitochondrion. Gene Ontology annotation, molecular function: ATP hydrolysis activity; ATP binding; alternative oxidase activity.